AUGCCAAAAUUUAAAGAUCAUUUCAUUGAAAGUGGUAUACCAAAUAUGGAACGUGCUGAAAUUAUUUUAACAAGGAUUGCACCAUUAUCUAAUUAUGAAGAUAUAAUUGAUAGUCGAGUUAUUUGUGUUAAAUAUCGAAAUUUAUCAUUCGAUGAUGAUAAUAUAUUUACAGCUAAAUUAUUAGAUAAUGUUUCAAUAUUACCAAUAACAUUAAAACCUCAAGAUUCCAACCAAAUGACAUCUUAUCGAUCAAAUAUAGGUUUGCACUGGCUCAACCUAUGA
This is a messenger RNA of Rotaria sp. Silwood2, 282 nucleotides long. The record is from the annotation of a GenBank genome assembly. Lineage: Eukaryota; Metazoa; Rotifera; Eurotatoria; Philodinida; Philodinidae.